GAAGGGUAUUACCGACUAAAUGCCUCACCCAGACACUUGACUUUGAUAAUCUAAAUGCUGUCCACACACCAACUCAGCCGAUCACACCUGCUGGCCCGCUGCUGGAGUUAGUCUGGAGCGGUGACGCGGCGCGGAGUGUGUUAACGAGUGUGUUUGUUGAGGCGUGUGUUUGGGGCAAGAGGAGAGAGAAGAGCAGUGAUUUCGAAGAACGGACUGCCCCCCCUCACUCCGCCAUCAUGGUCAAGAGUCUUAGGGAGAGUCGGGAGGUGCUUUCUGAGGCCUCCCAAACCUCCUCCUCCUCCUCCUCCUCCUCCUUGAGUGUCGGAGGUGGUGGGUUACGAAUCAACCGUCGACUGGCCCUCAUCUUCACGGGCCUGUUCGUGUGCUCGGCUGUGGCUGCGGCGGUGCUGGUGGUCACUAUCUCACCGCACCAACAAGAGCAACAACAACAACCACCACAACAACAACAACCGCAACCACAACAAGAGCAGCACCAAGAACCACAAGUACAACAACAGCCGCUGCACUUGCCACAGAUACAGCGGGAGAAUAUGCAGAUGAGAGACCACUCCGUUCACAUAAGAUCCCUUCCUCCAUCCUCCUCUCCCGCUCCUCCUCCUCCUCCACCUCCUCCAACCACCACUCCUCCACCUCCUCCUCCACCUCCUCCAACCACCACUCCUCCACCUCCUCCUCCUCCUACCUCUCCUCCUGCUAAACAUACCGCCGCCACACGGAAGGCCAGAGUCAACCGCCUGCCCACCGCCCUCAGCCCCACCCACUACUACGUCCAACUUCAGCCUUUCAUCGAUGGGAACUUCAGCAUCAUCGGCCACGUGGAUGUAGAGUUCGAAGUCUUGGAAGCAACCUCAAACUUCACCUUCAACAUCCUGGACAUCGUGACGCAUAAUGAAACAGUGAAGGUGGUAUCUACUGACGCCUCCGCCACCGAGUUCAGCAUCACCCAGCAUCUAUACAAUCACGAGGACCAGACAUACACGGCGGUCCUGGCUGGGGCUCUCGAGGUGGGCACGACGUACAAGCUCUCCAUGGACUUCGAGGGCUACCUGAACGACCAACUGGCUGGCUUCUACCGCUCCUCCUACACGGAUAAGGAUGGGAAUACAAAGUUCCUGGCGGUGACCCAGUUCGAAGCCGCGGAUGCCCGACGAGCCUUCCCCUGCUUCGACGAGCCCGCCAUGAAGGCCACUUUCGACGUGCGCCUCGCAAGGGAGGAAGCCACAAAGACCUCGAUCUCCAACAUGCCGCUCAGCGACACCAUCCCCGUCGAGGGCCAGGACGGCUGGGUGUGGGACAUCUUCAACACCACGGUGCCCAUGUCCACCUACCUCGUCGCCUUCGUCGUGUCCGAUUUUACCUAUGUCGAGUCUAACGCCAACGACCACGUGCGCUUCCGAAUUUGGGCGCGCGAGGAUGCCAUCAACCAGACAGCCUACGCCCUCAACGCCGGCCCCCACGUGCUCACCUUCUACGAGGACUACUUCAGCACGCCCUUCCCGCUCCCCAAGCAGGACAUGAUUGCCAUCCCGGACUUCUCGGCGGGCGCCAUGGAGAACUGGGGCCUCAUCACCUACCGGGAGUCCGCCCUGCUCUUCGACCCCGCGGUGUCCUCGGCGGAUUACAAGGACAGGGUGGCGGAGGUGGUGGCGCACGAGUUGGCGCACCAGUGGUUCGGUAAUUUGGUGACCCUCAAGUGGUGGAACGACCUCUGGCUGAACGAGGGCUUCGCCACCUUCGUCUCCUACCUCGGCCUUAAUGACCUGGAGCCCACGUGGCGGGUUUCAGAGCGGUUCAUCACCGUGGACCUGCAGUACGUGAUGGAGCUGGACAGCCUCGAGUCGUCCCACCCCAUCAGCCAAGAGGUCAGCACACCGGACGAAAUCAACGAGCUCUUCGACGGCAUCUCCUACUCCAAGGGCGCCUCCAUUAUCCGGAUGAUGUUCUACUUCCUCACGCCCGAGAACUUCAGGACGGGCAUCACCAACUACCUCCAGGAAUACAAAUAUACCAACGCCGAGCAAGACGACCUGUGGAACUCCCUGACGCAGGUCGUGGAGGGGACGGGUCUCCUGCCGCAGGACGUCACCGUCAAGACCAUCAUGGACACGUGGACGCUGCAGAUGGGCUUCCCAGUGAUCAAGGUGGUGAGGGACGCUGCAGGGACCACCGCCACUGUGACCCAGGAGCGGUUCUUGCAGGUGAAGUCUCCGAACUCGACCGACACCCACGACUACAGCUGGUGGGUGCCGCUGACCUACACGUCGCAGGACAACCCCGACUUCAUCGACACGCAGACCAGGAGGUGGAUGGCCGACACGGAGAAAGAGAUCACCGUGUCAGACCUUCCCGCCAGCGACCAGUGGGUGAUCUUCAACGUACAGGAGAGGAGCUACUACAAGGUGAACUACGAUGAUGCUAACUGGAACCUGUUGUCGGCCCAGUUGAUGAGUGACCCUUCAGCCAUCGACAUACUCAACAGGGCGCAGCUACUGGACGAUGCUCUGGAUCUGGCUAGCGCAGGUCAGCUCUCCUACGACUUAGCGCUGAACCUCAACUCGUACCUGGAGAAGGAGGAGGAGUACUACCCGUGGUCUGCAGCCCUCGACAACAUGGGCUACAUCGAGGAAAUGUUCACACGCACUGGUGGCUACGGGAAUCUCAGGACGUACUUGCUGUCCCUCCUGGAGCCGCUCUACCAAAGUGUGGGCUUCCAGGGUGACGAGAAUGACGAGCAAUUGGUGCAUUAUAAGAGGAGUCUCGCCCUCAAGUGGACCUGUAACCUGGACUACGAAGACUGCGUGACCAACUCCGUCUCGCAGUACGACGCAUGGAUGACGAGCGGCACGGCCGUGAACCCCAACCUCCGCUCCACCGUCUACUGCACGGGCAUCGCGGAGGGCGGCGAGGAGGCGUGGAACUUCGGGUGGCAGCAGUACCUGGCGACCAACGUGGGCAGCGAGAAGGAGAGGCUGCUCACCACCCUGGGCUGCGCCAAGGAGGUGUGGAUCCUCUCCAGGUACCUCGACAUGGCGUUCACGGAAGACAGCGGCAUCCGGAAGCAGGACGCCUCCAGAGUGUUCAGCGCCGUGGCCAGGAACGACAUCGGACGUGACCUCGCCUGGAACUACCUGAGGGACCAGUGGGAGGUCAUCGCCAACUACUUCGGUUCCUUCACCACGCUGGGCGACCUGGUCAGGACCGUGUCAGAGGAGUUCAACACACAGGAGGAGAAGCACCAGCUGGAGCUGUUCCGGGACGAUCAUUUGGAGCAGCUGGGGACGGCCAAGCGCGCCAUCGACCAAGCAAUCGAGCAGACCGCCAACAACAUAGCCUGGAUGGAGGCCUACUACGAUACCAUUCUCGAGUGGCUUCAGAAUCACCGUUAAAACCUUCUAGUCCGACCUGAAUGGCUAUAAAAGAGGGUAGAGUAACAGAUGGGAGGGUUUGACGUGUGUAUGAGUGAGUGUUUGUGUGUUAGUGGGUGAGGGGGAGACUGGGCUUCAAAACCACCUCAAUUCUUCUAGUUUUACCCGAAUAGCUAGAUGGAAAGAUGGAUGGAUGAGAGAACAAUGAUGGUGUGCGUGUUGACGUGUGUAUGGGGGAAGAGAAUAAGGGACGCCAACUAUACCUUUCUAGACAGACUUUCAAACUACCUCAAUCCCUCUAGUUUAACCUGAAUAGCUAGACGGAGAGAAGGAUGGAUGAGAAGAUAACGACGUAGAUGUGUGUUUAUGUCUAUUGGGGGAGAAAAUUAAUAAGGGACGCCAACUAUACCUUCCUAGACAGACUUUUAAACUACCUCAAUCCCACUAGUUUGAUCUAAAUAGCUAGAGGAAUAGGAGGAUGGAUGAGAGGAUACCGACCUAGAUGUGUGUUUAUGUCUAUUGGGAGAGAAAAUGAGGGACGCGAACUAUACCUUCUUAGACAGACUUCCAAACCACCUCAAUCCCUCUAGUUUAACCUGAAUAGCUAGACGGACAGAAGGAUGGAUGAGAAGAUAACGACGUAGAUGUGUGUUUAUGUCUUUUGGGAGAGAAAAUGAGGGAUGCCAAUUAUACCUUCCUAGACAGACUUCCAUACCACUUCAAUCCCUCUAGUUUAAUCUAAAUAGCUAGAGGGAUAGGAGGAUGGAUGAGAGGAUACCGACGAGUGUGAGUGAGCAUGCGAGGGUGUACGUGAGUGUGAGGAGAAUGCGGGAGGUGUUUUGAUGAAGGGGGAUGAAGGUACUGGUGAGGUGGCGGUGGGUGAUGACUCCCAAGAAACCUCAUAUAUAGGUUUAGUGGUUCAUGUACAAACGUUCUGGUGCAAAUUCAAAUGAUUCGCGCGUCUCGACCACGGUGCAAUAAAGUGUUCAUUGUGCUC
Molecule: messenger RNA, 4383 nt
Organism: Eriocheir sinensis (Chinese mitten crab)
Lineage: Eukaryota; Metazoa; Arthropoda; Malacostraca; Decapoda; Varunidae
Product: aminopeptidase N-like
Exons: 16
Coding region: 237-3407 (1056 amino acids)
Biological process (GO): proteolysis; peptide catabolic process
Cellular component (GO): cytoplasm
Molecular function (GO): metalloaminopeptidase activity; zinc ion binding; peptide binding
Source: RefSeq, a predicted model, not a curated record